Miscanthus lutarioriparius is the source of this 1200-nucleotide messenger RNA. Lineage: Eukaryota; Viridiplantae; Streptophyta; Magnoliopsida; Poales; Poaceae. The record is from the annotation of a GenBank genome assembly.
AUGAACCAGCUCCAGCACCAGCAGCACCCGGCCGCCGCCGCCGCCGCCGCCGCCGCCGCGGUUUCCGCCUCAUACCAGCAGCAGGACGGUGGCACUGGUGUUGGUGCCCGCAUCAGCGGCGGCGCCGGAGAUCAGGACACCGCCGCCGCCGCUGCCUUCCCGUCGCUCCAGGCGCUUCGCGCCUCCCAGCCACAGGCCGUGCCCGCCAGCGUCCGAGUCCGGGACCUGACGGUGCAGGUGGGUGACUACGGCGGCCUGACCAACAGCAGCAGCUCGGGCGACAGCCCCGGCGCGGGCGCCGCCAUGGACCACGACGCGGUGGCCGCCGCGUGGUCCCCCCACACCGCGCGCUCCAGGACCACGGGCCUUGGCGGCGGCAGCAACAGCAGGCCGGUCAGCUGGAACUUCAGCGCCGCGUCCGCGCUGCCAGCGGACGACUGCGGCGCCGGCGUCGCGCUGCCGGACGCCACGGCGGCUGUCGCGAGGGUGCAAGUGCAACAACGUGAUGCGUCGUCUGCGGGGAGGAGAGGGGGCAGCGCCGGCCCAUCCGCUGCGGGAUCGUCGCCGGGGCCUGUGCAGGACCACAUCAUCGCUGAGCGGCGGCGGAGGGAGAAGAUCAACCAGCGGUUCAUCGAGCUCUCCACAGUCAUCCCCAGCCUCAAGAAGAUGGACAAGGCCACCAUUCUUGGGGACGCGGUGAAGUACGUGAGGGAGCUGCAGGAGAAGGUGAAGGGACUCGAGGAGGAUGGAGCCGGUGGCAGCGGCGGCAUCCAGUCGGCGGUGCUCGUCACGAAGCAGCAAGGCCACAUGCCCGAGGACGAGGCCAUGGCGAGUAGCCAUGGCGGUGGUGAAGGUGGUAUGCAGCUGCCGGAGAUCGAGGCGCGGCUGUCGGAGAGGAGCGUGCUGCUGCGGAUCCACUGCUACAGCGCGAGGGGGCUGCUGGUGAGGGUGAUAUCGGAGGUAGAGCAGAUGCAGCUCUCCAUCACCCACACCAACGUCAUGCCCUUCCUGGCCUCCACCGCUAUCAUCACCAUCACAGCCAAGGUGGAGGACGGGUUCAAUGCCAUGGUAGAUGAGAUCGUGAGAAGGAUUAACUCGGCGCUGCACCAACAUUAUAGCAGCAGUUCUGAAGAAACUAAGAAGAGGAUCAGCCAUGCUUGUCUCCAUCCAAGAGGUGAAGGGGCUUCAAAUAAUUUAUGA